AUGGGGGAACACGAACACGAACCAUCCCCUUCUCGGCGCAGAGCGUCAGAAGACGACGAAACACCGCCUAACCCCUCGGUACAAGCAAUGUCGAAACCAGUCCACGAGGAUUCACCACUGCUCUCUCCAGCCGGCACGGCGCCAGAGGAAGAGGAGGGGCUUAUUGGAGAUAGUGCCGUUCUGGAUGAUGACCCCCACGAUGACUACCAUGAGACCAAGAGUGUGUGGUACAUGAUCCUUUUGACCAUCAGCAUUGGAGGUCUGCAAUUGGCAUGGGCGGUGGAAUUGUCAAAUGGAACACCAUAUCUACUUGCUUUGGGACUGAGCAAGUCUCUAAUGGCAUUAGUUUGGAUAGCGGGGCCCCUGUCUGGAACACUUGUUCAACCCUACGUUGGAAUGUUGAGCGACAACUGCAGAUCACCAUGGGGAAAGCGGGUUCCGUUCAUGGCUGCAGGCGCGGCUGCAACUAUAGUGUCAUUGCUGGCUCUUGCGUGGGUAAGGGAGAUUGUGGGCGGAUUCCUGAGUAUUUUUGGUGCCGACCGAGAGUCAGAGGGGGUUAAGGUCACAAUAAUUGUGGUUGCUGUAUUAUUUGUAUACAUACUAGAUUUUGCUAUCAAUACAGUACAAGCUGGGAUUAGAGCUUUCAUUCUAGACUGUGCUCCAAGUCAUCAACAAGAAGCAGCAAAUUCAAUGGCAAGUCGAGUGGUCGGCGUUGGCAAUAUCAUUGGUUAUGUUGCUGGAUAUAUUAACCUUCCCAAAUAUCUCUGGAUUUUUGGCAAUACGCAAUUCAAAAUUCUCUGCGUUAUUGCCUGUAUUGCUUUGGGCAGCACUGUGGCCCUCAGCAUAGGCACUAUCAAAGAACGAGACCCAAGACUUGGGCCACCAGCCACCAAAGGACAAAGUGGUUUGUUGACGUUCUUCAAACAGGUCUUCACCUCCAUUCGUCGAUUACCACCACAGACCCGCAAAGUAUGUGAGGUGCAAUUCUUCGCUUGGAUUGGCUUCUUCCCACAACUCUUCUACUCUAGCUCCUAUAUCGGCGAUAUAUAUGUACAGCCAUUCCUCGAAGAAAACCCCAACAUGACUCCUGUCGAAAUUGACCAGCUCUACGAAAAGGCAACCCGGGUAGGGACUUUUGCGCUCCUCAUCUACGCCAUCACCUCACUCGCCACCAACGUCUUCCUUCCCUUCUUCAUCGCCCCGUCCUAUGAUAACCCUUCCGCCAACUCAUCGAACCCCUCAAGCUCGCUACACCCCCCCAAAAUAUACACCACGCGCUUCACCCGUUUCCUAGACCGACUCGUCAUCCCAUGGUUAACCCUCCGCCGCGCCUGGCUACUUAGUCACUGCAUCUUCGCGCUCUGCAUGUUCUCCACCCUCAUCGUUCGCAGCAUUGAGGCCGCAACCACAUUGAUAGGCAUAGUUGGCAUAUCAUGGGCCUUAACCCUCUGGGCUCCCUUCGCCAUCAUCAGCGCCGAAGUCAGCAAACGCGAUGCUCUCCGCCGCUCCCGGAAGACCCUUCACACUGAUGAAAGUCCAGAAGACCAAGCAGGCGUCAUCUUAGGCAUCCACAAUAUGGCCAUUGCUGCACCGCAGAUCUUGGCUACGAUUGGGAGUAGCAUUAUUUUUAAAUUCUUGCAGAAACCGAGGGGGACACCCGGGGAUCGGUCGAUUGCGGUUGUUCUUGCUGCGGGUGGUUUGAGUACGCUUGUUGCAGCGUUUUUGACGAGUCGAAUUAAGGAUGAAGUAGAGAUCCCUGAAGAAGGGGUCGUGGAGGAAGCGAGAAGUGGGAAUAGGAGAGAGGAGAGACGCUUACUUGCUAGGAGUGGUAGCUUUGGAGGAUUAGAGUACUGA
This is a messenger RNA of Venustampulla echinocandica, 1854 nucleotides long. Its product is annotated as MFS general substrate transporter. Gene Ontology annotation, molecular function: sucrose:proton symporter activity. Bases 1 to 1854 code for a protein of 617 amino acids. NCBI's taxonomy places the organism in Eukaryota, Fungi, Ascomycota, Leotiomycetes, Helotiales, Pleuroascaceae. The transcript is spliced from 3 exons. The record is from RefSeq and is a predicted model, not a curated record. Gene Ontology annotation, cellular component: membrane.